Molecule: messenger RNA, 1043 nt
Organism: Dioscorea cayenensis subsp. rotundata (Guinea yam)
Lineage: Eukaryota; Viridiplantae; Streptophyta; Magnoliopsida; Dioscoreales; Dioscoreaceae
Exons: 3
Coding region: 97-807 (236 amino acids)
Source: RefSeq, a predicted model, not a curated record
UCGAGUUCUCACACGCUUUAGUAUUAGAGAGAGAUUGGGAGGGAGACGAAGUUCUCGUGGAUUAGAGAAGAGUUAGGGUUUUGAGAUUGAUUGAAGAUGGCUUCGUACGUGCUGGGGAAGAUGAAGACAUUGAAGAGGAAGGAAGUGGACGACGUCUCUGACGACUUCUCCGAGUUCUCGCUCUUGUCUCCUUCGAUUAAGAUGAGGAGGCUGGAUGUGGAGCGUCCUUCGGUUAUGCAAGAAGAGCCUGCUGUUCCUUUGGUAUCUCAGCAACAAUUGCUGAGUGAGCAAAUAGGCAGCGCAGCACCAGAAGUAGAUGCUGUGGUUGAGGAUGUACCUCUGAUUCCUGUGAACGAAGAGAGGGCUAUUGUUUUGUAUAAGCCUAUUGAUACUCCAUUAUACUUGUCUCCAAGUUCUUCAAAUGCUUCAUUUACAGUCAGCUCAGACAUGCUGCCCGGCCUCAAGAAUCAAGCAUUUUUAUGCCAGAAUUCUAAUCUCAGUGUGAGCAACUUAUUGAUAAAUUGCAAAGAGGCUGCUAAUGACGCCUUGGCUAUGGUACCUUGGGUGCCAACCCAGGCCACUGCAACCUCAUGGUCUCAAGUUGAGGGAUCAAGCAGCAGUGUAUCAAUUGAGCCAAUGGAAGCCGAGGAAGAAUGUGCCUCAAUGGAAUUGGAAGAAGAGAGUGAGCAAGCAUCCAGUUCUGGAACUGGAGCUGGGGUUUUCCAACAAUGGCAACGACAACACUGUAUGAUGCCUGAAAUCCCAACAGCAACUACCACCACCGCCACUACUCCAGUCAUGUGGUAAUGGUGACCAGAAGUGAUUUCUCUGGUGAAAGAUACAAUAUAAGUGAGAAAGGCAGUCAAAAAGUUAGUUUUUGUAUCAUGUUUUGGAUCUCUGUCCAUUGUCAUCUUAUGCUCAAUUCUUAUGUGGAUUCCUUGCAGAGAACUUGGAAUCUAAUACGAAACUCCUUUUGUAAAUGAAGUAGCCACUGGUUCAAUGGAAGAGAAAAUGGAUGGAUGUUUGGAGAUUGUUUCUUUUUA